This is a messenger RNA of Talaromyces rugulosus, 1335 nucleotides long. RefSeq lists its product as uncharacterized. The record is from RefSeq and is a predicted model, not a curated record. Gene Ontology annotation, biological process: 'de novo' cotranslational protein folding; regulation of translational fidelity. Gene Ontology annotation, molecular function: ribosome binding; Hsp70 protein binding. NCBI's taxonomy places the organism in Eukaryota, Fungi, Ascomycota, Eurotiomycetes, Eurotiales, Trichocomaceae. Gene Ontology annotation, cellular component: cytosol. The coding region runs from base 1 to 1335 and encodes 444 amino acids. The transcript has 3 exons.
AUGGCUGCCGUCGAUAUCCCACUCCCGGCUCUGCCCCAGGGCUGGAGCGCCGAAAAGGACUUCAAGGUUCUUUCUGCUCUGUCCAGUGCCACCCAGCGCAAUGUCGAGCCUGUGGGACCACACUUUUUGGCCCAUGCCAGACGGCUACGCCACAACCGUACCUUCUCCGAGGAUGACCGCAUCCAGGCGCAGAAGAACGUCAAGAAGGUUGACGAGGACGAGGACGACGAGAUCUCCGAGCCCGAGGACCCUUUGAUGCUGCAGCGCGACGCCAAGGACUGGAAGAACCAAGACCACUACGCUGUGCUCGGUCUCAGCAAGUACCGCUACAAGGCCAGCCCCGAACAGAUCAAGCGUGCCCACCGCAAGAAGGUCCUCCGCCACCACCCCGACAAGAAAGCCGCUGCGGGCCAGACCGAUGAGAACGACAGCUUCUUCAAGUGCAUCCAAAAGGCCAACGAGGUUCUCUUGGACCCUACAAAGCGCCGUCAAUUCGACUCUGUCGACGAGGCUGCCGAUGUCGAGCCUCCUACCAAGAAACAGACCGAAAAGGGCAAAUUCUUCAAGCUGUGGGGACCUGUGUUCAAAUCCGAGGGCCGCUUUUCCAACAAGCAGCCUGUUCCUGUGAUUGGAGAUGAAAACAGCCCCGAAGAAGACGUCGAGGAGUUUUAUAACUUCUGGUACAACUUUGACAGCUGGCGUACCUUUGAGUAUCUUGACGAGGAUGUUCCUGAUGACAACGAGAACCGUGACCAGAAACGCCACGUCGAGCGCAAGAAUGCCAACGCUCGCCGCAAGAAGAAGACCGAGGACACUGCCCGUCUCCGCAAGCUGGUCGAUGACGCUCUUGCCGGAGAUGAGCGUAUCAAGAAGUUCCGUCAAGCCAAGCGCGCCGGAAAGGACAAGAAGCGUCUCGAAAAGGAGGCCGAAGCCAAGCGUCUAGCCGACGAAAAGGAGCAGGCCCGACUGGAAGACGAGCGCAAGAAGAAAGAAGCCGAAGAGACCGCCAAGGUGGAGCGUGAGCAGAACAAGAAGAGCAAGGAGGCAGCCAAGAACGCAGCCAAGAAGAACAAGCGUGUUCUCAAGGCCAGUGUCAAGGACGUCAACUACUUUGUCGAGGGUGGUGAUGCUUCGGCCGGCCAGAUCGACACUGUUCUCGGCGACGUCGAGGCGGUCAUGGGCAAGAUCAACCCUGAGGAGCUUGCUGCGCUUGCUUCCAAGCUGGGCAGUGCCGGUACUGAUGCAGGCGCCGUCAAGGCUGCGUACACCGAGGAGGCCAAGCGCUUGAUUAGCGAGGGCAAGAUGAAGGAGAGCGAGGUCAGGGUUUUUGUUUAG